AUGGAAGAUAAAUCGAAUAGUACAACUGACAAUGUUUCAUUAAAUAACAACAUCAACAAUGAUGAUAUUCAUGAAAAUUUAUCAUCGCAGUACCAUAAUAUUGAUUUUCUACAAUCAAAUGAUGAUGAUAAUGAUGAUGAUGAUGAGAAAACAUCUGAACCGAUCGCUGAACAAGCAGAUGAUUCAGAACUUAAUGUGAAUCACACAACUACAGACAAUAAUCAACAGCAAAUAAAAAAGAAAAAACAUAUUAUGAUUAGCUAUAAUCAUGCAUCAGCAUCAGAUAUUGCACAAAAAAUCUAUGAUCGUCUCACGGAACGACAUUAUAAUGUAUGGUUCGACAAGAAAGAUCUACACGGUAGUGUACUUGAUAGCAUGGGUGAGGCAGUCGAAAAUUCUUAUGUUGUUCUUCUAUGUAUAACUGAUGGUUAUUCUAAAAGUGCCUUUUGUACAAAAGAAGCUAAAUAUGCUGUUGAAAGAAAAAUUCCCGUUAUUCCUUGUAUGGUUGAAAAAACAUUUCGUCCAUCCGGUGGUCUUGGUAUCAUUAAAUCUGAUCUCAAGCAUAUUGAAUUGUUCGAUGAAGAUAAAUUUGAUGAAAAAUUCGAAGAAUUAAUUGAUGAAAUCAAUGCAAUUGAAAUAGGAUUAGGCAUAAAAUCUGCAGCGACUAUUAUGGAUAUGGAUUUCCGUGAUCAUUUCAAUGCUUUUAUUUCUGAUCACAUAGAAUCCAUUAGAAAUUGUUAUCUUCGUCGAGAAAACCUCACUGAAAGUGAAUUUGGUACAAUUCUCUACAAACUUAUUCAAGGAUUUUCUCCUGAAACUUUAGAAUCGUUUCAAAACGAUCAAUCUAACAGUGUUGAUACUAGACAAUUAGAAACAAACGAUAAUGAUUGUCUUAUUCAACAUCUUCUAGAAAAUGAUAAAAAAUUAGCAGAAUUAGUUCGAAUUCAAGAAGAAAUUUAUGCUCGUAAUCAACAAUAUCUUCUCAAAUAUGAUGAACGAAUAGCAGCAUUUAUUCGUUUUCAAGAACAAGCUAAUACAAAUUUUAUGCAACAACAGAUAAAUCAAAAUGAACGUUUGUCAUCACUUAUCCAUGUUCAAGAAGAACAACAGCCAAAUUAUGCUUAUCUACAACAACAACUUUUCAAUCAAAAUCAACCAUCAAUACAACUUGAACAUAGACAACAAGAACAAGAAAAAAAUGAUCAAAUGACAAAACGUAUUCUAUUCAUCGGUCCAACUGGUUCAGGUAAAUCAACGCUAAUUAAUGGUUUAUUCAAUGAUGAUGUCAAGAAAGAAUCUUUGUUAAUACCUGCUAUUACUAAUGAUACAUCUUCUGGUGUUACAUCUGUUUUUACUACUUAUUAUGAUUGUCCAACAUAUGCUUAUACAGAUUCUAUUGAUUUCGGUGAUAAUCGAUUUGAUCAUAAUGAAAUUUUUCGCUCUUUAAAAUGCGUCAUUAAACAAUCCAUGGUUGGCUAUAAUCGAGUUUAUUUAUGUUUGAGAUACGGUCAUAUAUCAAAUGACAUACAUCAUUAUAUUGAAUUUUUGACAACAGUAUUUGAUCAAGAAAAUAUUGUUCAACAAAAUCCAAUUUUAUCUCAAUCGAAUCAAGAUUCACGAGUAAAUCGUUCAUUAGAAACAAGUCAAGUUGUUGCGGUUACAGCAUCUAUUAAUUUAAAAAAUCUUCUUUCCUAUCAAUAUGUUUUGAAUGCAAUUGAAUGUGAUUAUCAUUUAUAUGAAGGACAAGAACAUGAAAUAACUAUGAAAUUAUGGUUAAAAGGACAAACACUGAUUGCAAUUUUACGUUUUAGAUAUUUAUUACAAGAUCUUAAUAUAGAUGAUAAAGAUUUUUCUGAAGGAUUAAAGCAAAUACGUGAAAAAAUAAAUUAUGCUCAUCAUGAUGUACAUUAUCUUCACGAAAAAAAUCUUAUACUUGAAAAUCAGAAUCAUUUUCUUGAAAAUGAAUUUAAACGACAAUUAGAUAAAAUAGUUGAAGAAAAAAAUGAAUAUAUUAAUCGUCUUAUACAUAUUAUUGAUCAAACAUAUACAUGA
This is a messenger RNA of Rotaria sp. Silwood1, 2052 nucleotides long. Lineage: Eukaryota; Metazoa; Rotifera; Eurotatoria; Philodinida; Philodinidae. The record is from the annotation of a GenBank genome assembly.